AUGAACCGCCUCAACGACGUCUACGCGGCUCUCGUCCAGCUCGUCCGCCGCAACCCACAGCUGACGGCCGCCACGGCCACGACAGCCCUGCUGGCAUGCUCCCUCCAGCUCUACCGCGACUACAACCUGUUCCUUUCGUACGGACCUGGCGGACCCCCUCACAAUGUCUACGGAUGGCUCUUAUCUCGUUUCCUGGUCACCCCGUUCUCGUGGAACAUGUUCAGUACCACCAUGUACGACACGAGUAUCCGGCGCGGCGAGACUGAGAGCUAUCUCGAGACUCCUCUGCCGAAACGCAAGGGCGAGAGACCGAGGGUAGGACCGCAUGCUAUUCCACAAAGACAGAUGGAUCAGUUUCCACCAGACCAGAUGAGGGGGGAACUAAUGAGCUCGUUCAUGGCCCUGGCAAGCUCCAAUAAGGAGAGCGUCAGGAUCUCCCCCUCCAAUCUGGAAAGACACACAGAAGCAAUGUGGCUGGCCGAUUGUAUCCAGCCUACACCAUCUGCCGCCCGCUGGACGAACGGCGAGUUCGCCCACAUCCACGCAACGGGCGAUCACUCGCUGCAUGUCGUCUUGUCGCCUGCAGACGCCAAACAGGUCCUCGCCGCGGGAUGGGGACAGCGCCAUGCCCUCAUGGGAUGGGGAAGUCUGGUCUCCUACGCGCCGAAUCUGCUUCAUAUGCCGACGGGGUAUGUCUUGGUUUAUGCCCCGCGGGACGAGGAGGAGCUGCAGCUUGUUUUGCGUAUUGUCAAAGCGAGUAUGCGUUUUAUGACGGGGAGGGAGGUCAAUUGA
This is a messenger RNA of Penicilliopsis zonata CBS 506.65, 792 nucleotides long. RefSeq lists its product as hypothetical. The transcript has 2 exons. The record is from RefSeq and is a predicted model, not a curated record. The coding region runs from base 1 to 792 and encodes 263 amino acids. NCBI's taxonomy places the organism in Eukaryota, Fungi, Ascomycota, Eurotiomycetes, Eurotiales, Aspergillaceae.